Austrofundulus limnaeus is the source of this 559-nucleotide messenger RNA. It is a transcript of the gene alox5ap, whose product is annotated as arachidonate 5-lipoxygenase-activating protein. Gene Ontology annotation, biological process: leukotriene biosynthetic process. The coding region runs from base 63 to 443 and encodes 126 amino acids. The transcript is spliced from 5 exons. The record is from RefSeq and is a predicted model, not a curated record. NCBI's taxonomy places the organism in Eukaryota, Metazoa, Chordata, Actinopteri, Cyprinodontiformes, Rivulidae. Gene Ontology annotation, molecular function: glutathione peroxidase activity; leukotriene-C4 synthase activity; glutathione transferase activity. Gene Ontology annotation, cellular component: nuclear envelope; endoplasmic reticulum; membrane.
CAAGGUGGAAGUGGAAAACAUCUUCCUCCUGGUCAUCGUCACACUCAUCAGUGUGCUUCAGAAUGAAGGUAGAGAGGGAGUGCAUCAACUCGCGCUCACAUGCUUUUGAGCGAGUGUCUUGUGCCAACCGGAACUGCAUGGAUGCUUAUCCCACCUUCCUGGCAGUGAUGUGGUGUGCAGGGCUUUGUCUCAGUCAAGCUUCUGCUGCCUUUGCUGGGAUCAUCUACCUUCUUGUCAGGCAGAAGUACUUCAUUGGAUAUUUGGGACAGAACUCUCAAAGCACUCCGGGCUACCUGUUUGGUAAACGCAUCAUCACCUUCCUGUCCCUGAUGUGCAUCGUGGGUAUCUUCAACUACCUGCUGGGAAGGUACUUCGGCCAGGACUAUAAAGAAUACGUCGAGACCAUCACCGGCGCCGCUUCUGCUCUCCUGCUGCUUCCUUAGCUCCGCUCGUCAUGACUUACAUCUCACGAUCGAAUCGCUUGUGUUUAAAGGCAUCUUUUGUGCAAAUAAAUUAAAUAAAUUGGACAUCAGUCCCUUGCGGUAUGACGCAAUGAAGA